This is a messenger RNA of Linnemannia hyalina, 2877 nucleotides long. Lineage: Eukaryota; Fungi; Mortierellomycota; Mortierellomycetes; Mortierellales; Mortierellaceae. The record is from the annotation of a GenBank genome assembly.
AUGCUGCUGGCUCACUCGGAGCGUGUCAAGUCUAUGGACUUUCACCCAACGGAGCCAUGGAUGCUUGCCAGUUUAUACGAUGGCCAUGCCUAUAUCUGGAACCAUGAGACGCAGGCCCUUGUCAAGACCUUUGAGGUGUCGGAUCAGCCUGUCCGCGCUGCCAAGUUUAUCGCCCGGAAGAACUACGUGAUUACAGGAUCGGACGACAUGCAGCUUCGCGUCUUCAACUACAACACUCACGAAAAAGUUCACAGCUGGGAUGCACAUAGCGACUAUAUCCGAUGCAUUGCUGUUCACCCGACACAACCCUAUGUCUUGACCGGAUCUGAUGACAUGACGAUUCGCCUCUGGGACUGGGAGAAGAACUGGAAGUGCCUUCAGACCUUCGAGGGACAUACCUACUUUGUCAUGUGCAUUACAAUCAACCCCAAGGACACCAACACAUUCGCCUCGGCUUGUGUUGACGGAACUGUUAAGGUCUGGUCGCUCGGAUCCAGCGUCGCGAACUUUACUCUGGAUGGUCACGAGAAGGGAGUGAACUGGGUUGAUUACUACUACGGAGGCGAAAAGCCAUACAUGAUCACAGCUGGAGAUGAUUCGUUGGUCAAGGUCUGGGAUUAUCAGAAUAAGACUUGCGUUCAGACGUUGGAGGGACAUGCUCAGAACGUUACUUUUGCCAUUUUCCACCCAGACCUUCCUAUCAUUAUUUCUGGAAGCGAGGAUGGGUCGGUCAAGAUCUGGCAUGCCAACACCUAUCGCCUGGAAAACACAUUGAACUACGGCCUCAACCGCGCCUGGACCAUUGCGUACAGUCGCUCAACAAACGACGUCGCAUUGGGAUUCGAUCUUGGAUCUGUCGUCAUUAAGCUGGGUCGCGAGGAGCCAACCGUGAGCAUGGAUAGCGGUGGAAAGAUCAUUUGGGCCAAGCACAAUGAUAUCCAAACUGCCAACGUUAAAGCCAGCAUGGGUGACGAAACAAAGGAUGGCGAGCGUAUUGCUUGCGCUGCCAAGGAUCUCGGCAGCUGUGAAGUGUACCCUCAGUCUCUCCAGCACAGCCCUAACGGACGUUUCGUUGUUGUCUGCGGCGAUGGCGAAUACAUCAUCUAUACGGCGCUUGCAUGGAGAAACAAGAGCUUUGGAAGCGGACUGGAGUUUGUCUGGGCAUUGGAUUCUAACGAGUACGCUGUUCGUGAGUCGACCAACAAGGUCAAGCUGUUCAAGAACUUCAAGGAGAAGCCCAACUUGAUCCGGUUGAACUACUCUGCGGAAGGAAUCUUUGGAGGCACGUUGCUGGGAGUCAAGAGCGCCAGCUUUUUGAACUUGUACGAUUGGGAUACCGGAGCCACUGUCCGCCGUAUUGACUGCGAGCCCCAGAAUGUUUACUGGUCCGAGACUGGUGAUUUAAUGACAAUUGCUUGCAAUGACAGCUUCUUCGUCCUGCGUUACAACCGCCAGGCGUACGCCCAAUUUGUUGAGGCUGGUGGUCAGGUCGGCGAGGAGGGUGUCGAGGAGGCUCUGGAGUUUGUCUCUGAGAUCCCCGAAACUGUACAGACAGGAUGCUGGGUCGGAGAUUGCUUCAUUUACACCAACGCUGCCAACCGGUUGAACUAUUUGGUUGGUGGACAGACGCAAGCGAUCGCUCACUUUGACUCUGCUCACUACCUUCUUGGCUACAUUCCCCGCGACAACCGCCUGUACCUUGUCGACAAGGAGGUCAACAUUGUCAGCUAUGGCAUUUCGCUGUCGGUCAUCGAAUACCAAACUGCGGUUCUCCGAGGAGACAUGGAGAUGGCAGAAGAGAUCUUGCCGCGUGUUCCUCACGAGCAGCGCAACAAGAUUGCUCGAUUCUUGGAGGCUCAGGAGCACAAGGAACUCGCCCUCCAGAUUUCCACUGAUCAGGAUCACAAGUACGAAUUGGCCCUUCAACUGGGCGAGUUGGAUUUGGCUGUGGCAAUCGCUAGGGAGGUUGACUCUGAGUCCAAGUGGAAGACUUUGGGUGACACUGCUAUGGAGAAAUGGCGCGUCAACUUGGCCGAGGAGUGCUUUGUCCACGCCAAGGACCUGAGCGGCCUGUUGCUGAUUUAUACCUCGAGCGGAAACGCACAAGGUCUGAAGAGACUCGCUGAGAUGGCUAAGGAAGCUGGCAAGAGCAACAUUACCUUUGCUUGCUAUCUCAACUUGGGUCAAGUUGAUGACUGUAUCCAGGUCCUAAUCGAGACUGAGCGUAUUCCCGAGGCUGCACUCAUGGCCAGAACUUAUCUUCCCAGUGCUGUUCCUCAUGUCCUUCAGCUGUGGAAGGAGUCGCUUGCUGCUGCCGGCAGGAGCAAGACUGCCGACGCCCUUGCUGACCCUGCAGGUUAUGAGGAGAUGUUCCCCGAUUUGCAGAUUGCCCUUCAGGCUGAGGAGGCCAUCAAGGCCGCUCAGUCUCAACCUGUCCCCGCCAGUGCCUAUCCUCAAUGGAAGGAGCAUGCCCACCGCGACAUUCUCGAGGAUUUCAAGUCUGGUCAUGGACUGGUCGAUUUGACUGCAGCUGAGCCAGAAGUCUACUUGGAGUCUCAUGGCAGCCCGCUCCAGACCAACUCGUCACAGAUUUCAGCCUCGUCCCCCCUUGUUCACAACGGCGGUCUUAAUGGUAGCCUCAAUGGGGAUGGCUUGCCUUCGAGACCCUAUCCUUCUUUGGUAGAGGAGCGUCUUGACUCGAUUAGCGAUAACAUGAGUUACAUGUCCCUGGAAGUCAACACCACCGGCACCGGUUCUGUCAGGGGUGACUUUGACUUUGAUGAUACGUCGAGCCUGGUGACGUCUGACCACGACCGUGUGAUGAUGCAGGAGAUGAAUGCUGCCAAGGAGGAGGACGCGUUUGAGAACCUUAUCUAG